GUGUUGCAAUCUAGGAUACUAGAGAUAACAGGCAAGGAUCCCCAUUGCCUCUGGUGUCCACUUCACAGGUUUUUCCCACAAGUCAUACCCUAAGCAACAGUCCACAGCCUCUGCAAUCAUGCUUCUCAAAAUCACUCUACAAGUUCUUGGCAUGAUAGCCAUCACCUUUGCCCAGAUCUAUGAGCAAAAAAUGGCAUUUGUAUGAAUAUAUAUGGGAUAUCUGCAUGUAACUGCCAUAGGGAUCAGAUGAGAAACACCUGAUGUGUUAAUGUCAGUGCUUAUGUUAGAUGUUGAUGGAAGCAUUUCAGCACAUCUAAGCCAAAAUAUUCUUCCAAACUAGAGAAAGAAGUGACUAGUUCAGACCCUCCCAAAACAUUUGCCUGGGCCAUGGAGUAGGCUGUUGCCUACAUGCUCCCUACACAUGUGGGAGAUGACUCAGAAGUGAGCCCUGUGCACUCACUGAUUGUGCAAUUGGAGCCUGCUGAAGAGAAGCAGGGUCCGCAUAGGGACAACAAUAUGUCUGUUUGGUGUAGGGCCUCUCACAUGAGAAUCUUCCUCUAUCGCUUGUGCCCAUUGGUGGCUUUUGUCGUCACCAUUAUGGUAGCACUCCACUUUCUCCUGCCUUCUGCUGAGCAUGAGGAACAGGGAAGAAUUAACCCAGUGCUAAAAGGGGAAGAGGUACGCCCACGUCAAGGGGAAGAGGUACACCCACGUCAAGGUGGUUCACCUGUGAAUGUUGCUGUCUACUAUGAAUCCUUGUGUCCAGACAGCCGCAACUUUGUCCUGAAUCAGCUCCAGCCAACUUUCAAUAUACUUCCAUCCAAUAUCAUGAGUACAUCAUACAUUCCAUAUGGCAAGGCUGAAACGAUUACAAAUCAUGAUGGAACCUACUCCUUCAAGUGCCAACAUGGCCCAGAGGAAUGUCGCAAGAACCGAUACCAUGCCUGUGGCCUGGUACAGACUGGGAACGAUCAAGGAGAAACCGUCAAGCUUGUUUCCUGCCUCUUCCGCAAUUGGCGCGUUCAGGGACGCGCAGGGGAUAUUGAGGCUUUCAAAUCUUGCAUAGAAGCAGUACCAGGUGGGAACUGGCAGACUCUCCAGGAUUGUGGAGAUGGAGCUCAAGGCAAUCAGCUCCUAGCCAACUAUGGACAGAUGACUCACAGUCUCCAGCCUCCCGUCACUUUCAUUCCAACAAUACUCAUCAAUGGGGUGAAGAGUGAUGAAGCAUUUAGAAAUCUCUUGCAAGCUGUCUGCAAUGCAUACACUGGUGAGAGACCCCAGGAAUGUGGCUCAUGAAUUGCUGAUCUCAUCUGUGAUCAUAACCAUUGAAUGAAUGACUGAUCAUCUGCAUUGUUCAGAGUUACCCAAAAACCUUACCCUGAGUAUUUAAAUGUUCUUCCUGUUUAAUAUUUUAUUACCUGUGUGAAUAAUUGUCCUAAUUAAUUUGGCAUUUUUCAAAUUUUCCUUUGAAGUCCAUUGGUUUUACUUUUGCUGUUGCUUGAUUCUGUGUGCACUUGGGUUUUGGAUAGUUAUUGGGAGCGAAUCAGGUCCUUUCCCCCAUAUUCAGAGUUUCAGACUUGCCUCUAAAAAGUUGCCAGUGCUGUGUUUUUACAAUUGCUUGCCAUUUUACCUCAAGGAAUGAGGCUAAGUCAGUAGCAUUUGUAUUAUCAGAUUUUACUGCUAAUCAUUUUACCAAUUUUUGGCAGAAUGUCAUUGUACCUGCAUAGAGUUUGAUAUAUGUGGUGAUGUUCCAAGAGAUUUUUAACUUGCUUUUCAUCUCACACUGUUCCUUUGUUUUUUGUGUCUCAUGUGAUCCCAUGAAUACAAGUGAUACAUGUCAUAUUGUUGAGAUUGGAAUCUGGUAAGCACAAUCAUUCCAUGGACGAGGCAGGUGAGCUCAGGGACUGCAAUGCAUCAUUCCUUUUUUAAAUAGGUACUUUCAAUUUUAGGCUUUCAAUGGGUACUCAGACAUUUUGGAAUUGUGGGAAUUCCUUCUAAUCGAAUAUAGACUUUUUAAUGGUAUAUAAAUGUCUUUGAUGACCGA
Molecule: messenger RNA, 2044 nt
Organism: Darwinula stevensoni
Lineage: Eukaryota; Metazoa; Arthropoda; Ostracoda; Podocopida; Darwinulidae
Source: the annotation of a GenBank genome assembly